AUGGCAAGCCUGGCGAUGCAAAACCAUGAGACUCCCCUGGAUCUCGUGUCCAGGAACUUGAAGAGCGAGAGGGUGGAAUCGAGAUGUGGAGCCUUGCGGGAGCUCGGGAGGAUGGGCAAGCGGAUGUCGAAACGAGAUAUCGAACAGUCCGUGGUCCCCAUGCUGAGUGACAGCGACGCAGCUGUUCAAGAGCAUGCCCUAGUGGCCUUGAGCGAAUUGCAGGGCCGAUCCCUCGACUAUGCACAGCUUGUAGCCACAAAGCUUGAGCAAAGUCGAGCAAAGGAGGUCAAGAGGGCCGCUUUGCUGGCGCUGGGGUCCAUGGGCCCAGGUGCAGCCUCGCAUGCACAGUCAGUCCAGCCGUUCUUAACCCAUCAAGACCUCGAUCUUGUUGUUGAUGCCUGCUCUGCGCUUGGCAAGAUGCGAGCAGCCAGCUGUGCAGAUGCAGUGAGCUCGAAGCUGGCGAGCUCUGACACGGAUGUAGUCUUUGCUGCCUGCAUGAGCUUGGCGGAGAUGGAUUCUCACAUACAGGAUGUCGGCAAGCUGCUGAAGCAUUCAGAUGCUCGUGUUCGAUCUUCUGCGGUCAACGCGCUCAAGAGCAUGACUGGUGCCGAAAGCUUCGCCUCCGAGAUAGUGCCACUCCUGUCCGACUCAGACAGCUAUGUCCGCCUGGGGGCCGCUGACUAUGCUUGUAGACUUGGCCCAAAGGUGGCAGACCUAGCAGUGCCAGCCGGCAAGCUCCUCUCCGACUCGAACCCGGGAGUUGUUGCCGCUGCAGCAGCUGCCCUUGGUGGUAUCGGAGAAAGCGCGGCAGCCCAGAUCCCGGCCUUGGAGCAAGCACUCCGAAAUGAUGGCGAGGACUCGUCGACGUUGCCGCUGACUGUCGCGGGCGUGUCGCCCAAACUGGCAGCUCUGCUUCGCAAGCCAGCUUGUGCCGCAGCUGCGGCACUUGCUAACAUGGGCAGUGCGGGUGCUACCUCUGCAGCGAGAUUAGUCGAGUGCUUGAAUGCCAAAGACUGGGAGGUGCGGGUAGCAGCUUUGCACGCACUGAGCAGGAUGCCGGCAGCAAGUGCUCGGUAUGAGUAUCACAUCGCAGACAUGUUGCGGGAUGAAGCACCACCCGUCGCGGCAGCGGCCUGUUUGGCUGUUGGCGAGAUCGCGGCAGCGACUGGCGAGGCCAACAACUCAACUGCGCGGGUGGUCGCUGAGCUCAUGGAACAUCCCCACCCGACCGUACGGGCUCGGGCGGUCCAAGGUCUUGGUAUGAUGGGUGACGAGGCCCAUUCACACGUGGAGAUGUUUGUGGCCUUGUUUGGUGACAGGGCUUGGAAUGUACAAGCUGAAGCCCUUCGGGCUGUGGCGAAGUGUGGGGAGAUUGGACAGAUGUUCGCUCCGGAUGUGUGCCGCAUGACAUACCAGGGGAUCACUCCAGCCGUGCAGGUGGCAGCCUGUGAAGCGCUUGCUCGGAUGGGAUAUCGUGGUGCUUGCUUCAAGGAGGAGGUGCAAGCGCUCGAGGAUGAUGUCUCUGAGGAAGUGCGAGAUGCAGCGAAGAAAGCCCUCAAGCUCUUUGAAAAUGCUGACAAGUCUGCUUUGGCGGAUGGAGCGCGGCCAGCUCUGACCGAAGAACCCAUUGAGCCAGAUGAGUGA
Messenger RNA from Symbiodinium natans, 1644 nucleotides. NCBI's taxonomy places the organism in Eukaryota, Dinophyceae, Suessiales, Symbiodiniaceae. The record is from the annotation of a GenBank genome assembly.